AUCGAAAGAAGACAAAUGUAGGUAACUCGAGCCCUAACUUUUUACCAAUUUUAAAAGUAGAAUAAAAUGGAGGGGGGCCUUAUACCGCUUCUAUGAUAGCCCUUUCAAUGAUCGUUCAAAUCGUGUGUCGUCUCUAACUCGUGUUACUAAAUACUGCUUGUGUUUGAUCGUUGAAAUUAAGAAUUCAAAUUCGUACGAGAGCAUAAGGUAUGUAUGGUUAUAUUACCGAUAAAGCGACGUCGUCGAAGCAUUCAUGCUUUCAUUCGAGAUCUACUGUAUUAUUUUCAUCUCAUAUUGAUGAUUUGUUCUACAACAUCUCCUGCAUUGACAUGAUACAAAUUGAUAACACGUUACUAAUGGUGUUUGAUUCCACAAAAGUUGAUACAUUUUCCUCAAAAUUUCAUGCUUAACUGUUGAGAUUUAGGAUUCGAAUUAAUCCGAAAAAAAUAUCGGAGAGAUGGAUACUCAAACGGGGAUCAUGGUCCACACAUGACACAACCCCCGUUCUUUGAAUCCAGAUCCCAAUCCAGGUUUUGGUGGUGGGUCUCUAUAAUUUUUGGAUACAAAGUAAUGGAUCUAAAUGAGGACUCCCAUUUCUCAUGUGCAGUGUUUUUCUUUGGUGUCUUUGGGGACAACCCCCAACCCUUUCUUCCUCACAACCUUAUUUGGCUUUUCCUUACUUUAUCUUCUCAUAUCCUACUUUUUAAUAAAGAAAAAACACACAAAAAAGGGAAAUAGAACCCCAAAUAUUUCAUCAUAUAGUCAAAAUGUUCUAUUCCAAUGGGAUCUCAUAACCAAGUAAUUCACUCACUCAAUUUGUGAAUACUAAGGCCUAUUGGGCAACCAUUGAGAAAAAAAUGGACUAAUUGCUAAUUUAGGUCAUUGAACUUUGAAGAUUAACUUAAACAAGGUAAUGUACCUUCCUCGAUUACCAAAGCAUAUCCCACUAAAUUUUUCAAUAUUUUUCCAAAUUUGAUCAUGCCUAAUGUUCGUCGAAGACAAUAACAACAUCCUACUAAAUGUGAGCAUCUGUUUCAUCCCAGCCAGUAAAGAUCACGCUAACAGACUCGGGAACAAUUUAGAUGUGUUCUCUGAUGAACUUGAUACUUUGAAUUUGACGGAGUGCAACCUGUCAAAUUUGAUGGAAAUGGUUGGUUUGAGAAAUAUCAUGAAAUUUAGGGAGGGGCUCAUUGUAUGAGAAGUUUGGGGGGCCCAAAUUAGCAUUAAUCCUUGGAAUUUUUAUAACAAAUAGAAAGAAAGCAAAGGCACACGAGCUAUCAUUUUCAGGAGGAGAAUUAUGAGAUUGAAUGUUGUUGUAUUCUUUCUCCACUAGCUAGCUUAGUGAGGAGUGAUGAAACGAACCAAACAAAUUGUUCUAUUUUUUUCCUUCUAAUUUUGAUUUAUGUUUGCUCUGAUUCAUUUCAUUUUAUUAAAUAACAAAAGAAAGAAGCAUAAUUGUUAUAUAUUUAUAGACAAGUGUCUUUGAUUUGUUUGAUCCGUGAAUUGUUCACCCUUUGUGGAGAACAUUUUGGAGAAAGAAACAAUAUUAAAGCAUGUUUUUUUUUUUGUUUAUAUUCCCACUACACAAAAGUAUGAGGUUUUGCUCAAAAGAAUUUCGACGAAGGUUAUUCAAUUUUGAUUACUUUUUUAACAAUCACUCUUAAGUCUAUGUUGAGUACUUGGAUAGAAUCCGAUGGCUUAGAAUAACCCUAAAAUUUAUUCACAAUCUACUCCAAUAACUUUGAAUGUGUAGCUUACGUUCGGUUACGUACUAUAGUCACAUGCAUUAUAAACCGCUCAUCUAAUUGAUAUUAUUUCUCUAAUUUCCAAACCAAUUAAAGAGCCACACGCAAUUGACUACAAUAAACACAAUUUGUAAGGAUUUAUCACGUCCAUUAAAACCCGCUAGUACACAUUAGUACCGAAACUAAUCGAAUGAGUUGAAUAAUCCAAAGAUAUCUCUUUCUGAGGCUUUCACUCAAUCACAUUUCAAGGGAAAAUGAGUGUGAAAGACAGGAAUUAAGGAAAAGAGAGAAAAAAAAAAACGACAAAAUGGGAAGUGGAAGGAAGGAAUCAUGUGAGAUUGAAUGUAUGGUUGGCAACUUACGAUCGGUCCAACCUUAAUUAUUUACCAAAAUACGCCUAUCAUGUGGAAAAAAAAAUUAUUUUUUCUAUUCAGAAUUAAUAAUAUUAUUAUAUAUACUUGGAGUGUACACUAUGGUUAGCAGUCGGCCGCAAUGUUGGACUCAAAAUUCAACUCUUCCCCUUCAUUUUUGUAUAUAAUUAAUUAUAUGUUCCCAACUAAUCAUCAUGUCACUAAUUACGCAGUUUAGCCUGGUAUUAAGACCUUGAUCCACAUAAUGAAUCAGUCGCCGUCGAGUAUUUGACUAUUUGUCUUUACUUCUUUCACGAUGGUACUCUACAGUUUGAUGGUGGAAUGGUGGAAGGAGCUAAUGAUAGAGAGCUACCCGUCUCUACUUAAAUCACAUAAUUAGACUGCUUGAUUGCGAUUUGUGAUAAAAACCCCAUUGCUAAUUUCGUGCAAAUUGUGGGUUGUCCGAGUUGACCAUCCAUUCCCCAUUUGGUGUAAUCUUUGUUAAAAAGAAAAUUAGUAAAUUACUCAAUCCCAAUACUCCUCUUGCACGUACUUCCCUUUUGAAAAAAAAUGCAGUCAUUGUGCUCAUCAAUUCAACAUGGGUUGUUUAAAGUCAACUAUGAAAACGGUAGAUCACUAGACUAGUUGGGUAGCAUUGAUCAGGGUGUUUUGAUUGAGGUUGUAGUCGAUAGGUUAUGCGGGUCGUGGACCGGGUUGAUGUGGUCAUUCGUGGAUGUGAUUGAGCGACGUACAUCGUGUUACGUACUUGCAUAUCAAUUUUGAUUUCGAAAUUUACGAGUCAAGGAGGUGAGUGGGUUAUGGAUCACUAAUCUUGUCGUUUCUAGGUACAGUUGUGCCUCAAUCAAUUGGGUUAUGGAUCGACCUGAUUUGUGGAUGCUUGGUUUAAUAGGCUAGAGGGUUGCAUUUGGUUGUGAACUUUUUUGUAUAGCUUGAUUAUUUGUGGGAUGGGGGAGGUAGGUGGUUGGAGAGUUUAUCUCGUCGUGAUUAAACUUGUUCAAUCAUCAGUCGAAUAGCGGGUCUGUCGAAUUAAUAGUUUUACGAUCAAUCAAGUUGCACAAAUUAG
Molecule: messenger RNA, 3179 nt
Organism: Linum trigynum
Lineage: Eukaryota; Viridiplantae; Streptophyta; Magnoliopsida; Malpighiales; Linaceae
Source: the annotation of a GenBank genome assembly